AUGAAUGUAUCAUCCCAUUCCCCCUCGCUCAUAACCUCACAAACAUCCUCAACAAUGCCUCUCUGGAUAAUCUACCACCCACCCAACACCUUCACCUCCCUCGCCGACAAAACUGCCCUCGCAAACGAAAUCACAAAACUCUACACCAUCGUCGGCCUGCCUAGAUUCUACGUAAACGUCCUCUUCCAGCCCAUCCAACCAGAUUCCUUCUUCAUCGGCGGCGUACCCCGUCCCUCUCCCAUGACUGACGCCAACAAGCCCGGCCGCGAUAGCUCAGUCCCCAUGAUACGGAUUAAGAUGGAGCAUCUUGCGAGGCAAUUGUACUUACUUACAUCCCUACCUAGUGUAUGUAUGACUCGUGGAUGCCCGGGCUGA
Messenger RNA from Alternaria novae-zelandiae, 375 nucleotides. RefSeq lists its product as uncharacterized. Bases 1 to 375 code for a protein of 124 amino acids. The transcript is spliced from 2 exons. The record is from RefSeq and is a predicted model, not a curated record. Lineage: Eukaryota; Fungi; Ascomycota; Dothideomycetes; Pleosporales; Pleosporaceae.